UGUGUGUCUGUCUGUCUUUCUGUGUGUAAGUCUGUGUGUGUGCUGGGACACAUGUAUGAUGUCAUGCGUCUCCAUGGUAACCCUGUGUUGUUAGUAACUGUGUUGGUAGAAACAGUCAGUCAUGGAGAAGCAGAGGGAUCGAACCUGCGACCUGUACAGGACGGAUCCAAACCUGCCGCACCGCUUCAACCACCCCGAGUGUUUCCAUGGUUACAGGGAGAAGGCCGAUCACCCAUUGUACCGGACAUCCAACCAGACGUACGGCAGCAAGGGACCAACUGUUCAUGAAAUACAGACUCAGUUUAAAGGGAGCUCCCGUCAGUUCUCGGAGGCGAUGCUGCAGAGCGGGAUGUACCGAGAUCAUGGUUUCAACACGUCCGUGGAGAGCAGCAGAGUGACCGUUCCCACGGCAACUCAACACCACAGAGACAACCUCAAUUUUUGCAAUCACUAUGGAAACCAAAACAAUGACAAGUAGACAUUUGAAAUCCAAAACGUUUUGUGCAACAAAAAUAAGAAUAAAGCAAUGAAUCUGAAAUCUG
Molecule: messenger RNA, 542 nt
Organism: Etheostoma cragini (Arkansas darter)
Lineage: Eukaryota; Metazoa; Chordata; Actinopteri; Perciformes; Percidae
Gene: pierce1
Product: chromosome unknown C9orf116 homolog
Exons: 3
Coding region: 122-478 (118 amino acids)
Biological process (GO): axoneme assembly
Cellular component (GO): axonemal microtubule
Source: RefSeq, a predicted model, not a curated record